GGUCUUGAAUUCUGUGCAAAAAUGACUCCUGAGGUUGCAGUGAAUGAAGACUUGAUAAGAGAAAGAAAAAAGUGUAAUUUUAAUAUAGAAGAGCUGACGUAUAUCAUAGACGGAGGAAGGGAAAGGACCGAGGAUAGAAGGAAUAUAGAAAGCAUUGCAUUUAAGAAAGAAUAUCUAGAAGUAGUAAACAAAGGCCCUCCAGAGGAAUGCCUAAGUUUGAAGGAACGAUACGAGAAAGCAAUCGAGAAGUCCUGCCUAUUUGCAGUCUUGUUCAAGAACUUCGUCGCGACUAGCGAUGUAGAUAUUGAAGCUAUUGGGUCAUCCUUUAUCAGGAGGACAUCAGAUGCCUACCUAAACGAGCAGUCCCCAUUCGCUAUUCACUUGGGGAUGUUCGUAACUACAAUCUUAGGUCAGGGCACGCCAGACCAGCAGGCCGAGUGGCUACCUAGUGCUUUGGACAUGCAGAUUAUUGGUACUUAUGCUCAGACCGAAUUGGGUCACGGUACCUUCAUCCGAGGGCUAGAGACGACAGCAACCUACGACCCAGAGACGGAGCAAUUCGUGCUGCACACGCCAACGCUCUCUGCUCACAAGUGGUGGCCUGGUGGAUUGGGAAAAACAGCCAAUUACGCCAUCGUCAUAGCCCAGCUGUACACCAAAGGCGAGUGUCACGGAACCCACCCCUUCAUAGUUCAGAUCCGCGACAGGGAGACCCAUAUGCCGCUACCUGGUAUCAGGGUGGGGGAGAUCGGCCCCAGGAUGGGGUACAUCAAUGCUGAUAACGGCUUUCUGGGGUUCGACCACGUUAGGAUACCCAGGGAGAAUAUGCUGAUGAAAAAUGCUCAGGUUUUGAAGAAUGGAACUUACGUAAAGAAGUCCCACAAGAAGAUGACGUACGGCACGAUGGUUUUCAUCCGCGUGAUUCUGGUCAACGAUGCAGCUUUCUUUUUGGCGAAAGCAGUCACCAUAGCAGUGCGCUACUCCGCUGUCAGGAGGCAAUGCCAGCCUAACCCCGACGCUCCCGAACCUCAGAUCCUGGACUACAUAACGCAGCAGCACAAGCUGUUCAUUGGUAUCGCAACAGCACAUGCAUUGCAGCUCACCAGCGCUUGGUUGUGGACCACCUUCGCCGCCGUGCAGGCCGAUAUGAGAGAGGGGAACGUCGAUAAUUUACCAGAGCUCCACGCUUUAUCCAGUUGCCUUAAAGCCCUCAGCACAUCAGACUCCCUGGCUCUCAUAGAGCAGUGUCGCUUUGCGUGUGGUGGCCACGGAUAUAUGCUGUCCUCCCGUCUACCGACCUUGUACAGCUUUGUGGCGGGCAUCCGGACCAAUGAGGGGGACUACACUAUUCUGAUGCUGCAGUGUGCAAGGUUUUUGGUAAAGGCCUACGGGCAGACAGAAGCAGGGAACUCUGUGUUUCCAACCGUCUCGUACUUAUCUCACACGGGCUCCGUCGGCGUCGGUGGCUGGGAUCCUUCAUCGGAAGGAAUGGUAUCAUCGUUCCAACGACUUGCUAAAGGGAAGAUUUCUGCGGCUGUGACGAGCAUUCGAAGAAGAUUGGACAGUGGUAUGAACUACGAAGACGCCUGGCAGCUGUCUACGGUCCAGUUAGUGGCUGCAGCCGAGGCCCACUGCCGCGCCGUCAUCUGCAGCACUUACUGGAGUGAAACACAACGCCUGACUGCAUUGUCGUCAGCAAACGUCAGAGCCAUCAUGCAUCAGCUGGCUUCUCUCUACAUCACUUACUGGGCUUUGGAAAGGACUGGAGACUUAUUAAGGUAUUGCAGCAUCAGCGAAGGUGACAUCGUAAGCCUGCAACAGCGGUAUGAAGAGCUGUUGGCGCUCAUCAGGCCAAAUGCUGUAGGACUCGUCGACGCUUUUGAUAUCAGAGAUCAGAUCCUGCAAUCAACCCUGGGCGCGUACGACGGCCGCGUGUACGAGCGGCUGAUGGCGGAGGCCCAGAAGACUCCCCUCAACGCCGAGCCAGUCAACAAGAGCUUCCAUACGCACUUCAAACAUUUCAUGCAGGGGAAACUGUGAAACUUGUAACUGUGAACAUUGUGAUGUCA
This is a messenger RNA of Cydia strobilella, 2069 nucleotides long. Its product is annotated as probable peroxisomal acyl-coenzyme A oxidase 1. The record is from RefSeq and is a predicted model, not a curated record. Gene Ontology annotation, biological process: lipid homeostasis; fatty acid beta-oxidation using acyl-CoA oxidase. Gene Ontology annotation, cellular component: peroxisome. Gene Ontology annotation, molecular function: fatty acid binding; FAD binding; acyl-CoA oxidase activity. The transcript has 13 exons. Bases 22 to 2040 code for a protein of 672 amino acids. Lineage: Eukaryota; Metazoa; Arthropoda; Insecta; Lepidoptera; Tortricidae.